UCUAAAAGUAAAUUAGAUACACUCUUCCCCGACACGACACUCCUCGGAGACGAAGAAGAACCGCGGAGGGAGAGGGAAAAGAGGUUAGAGGAAGAGAUGAGGCUGAGAUCGUCUGUGGGGGCAUUGCUGCCAUUUGCAGCCAUGAUAGCGCUGGAGUGCUUGGAUGUAGGGAUGACAACACUGAGCAAAGCGGCUUUGUCUAAGGGGAUGAGUCAUUUCGUCUUCGUCGUCUACUCAAAUGCCCUGGCCACUCUCAUCCUCCUUUCUUCUUACAUCUUUCUCAGGAAGAAGAGACUUCCUUUAACCUUGCCUCUCCUCUGUAAAUUCUUCCUCCUCGCACUUGUCGGGAUAACAGUGAUGCAGAGCUGUGUAUAUACGGGUAUAAGCUACAGUUCUCCCACUCUUGGAUCCGCCAUCGGCAACUUGGUCCCUGCCUGCACCUUCAUUCUUGCUGUUAUUUUCAGGAUGGAAAAACUAGAUCUGAGAAGUUGGAGCAGCCAAGUCAAAAUCAUGGGCACUUUAGUAUCCAUCUCGGGGGCCUUGGUAGUUACCCUGUACAAGGGUCCGUCCAUCGGAACCACUCUUUCUUCAUCACAACUUCCAGACAAGAGAUUUUCAUCCUCUCCAUCCAACUCCUUGACCGGAAAUAAUUGGAUCCUUGGAGGAGUAUUCUUUGCAGUUGCUUCUCUAUCACUUUCUAUAUGGAACACUCUUCAGGCAGCGAUUGUUAGAGGGUACCCAGAUGAGACGACCAUAGUCUCCUUCUAUUGCUUGUUUGGGACCAUCCAAACUGCAGUGAUUUCGUUGAUUGCAGAGAGAGACCCCAAUGGUUGGAGUCUAGAGCUAGAUGUAAAACUCAUUUCAGUUGUCUACUCAGCUGUUUUCGGAAGCGUGAUAACUCCUUGGGUUAGUACAUGGUGCAUAGAAAAGAAGGGGCCUGUAUUUGUAGCCAUGUUCAGGCCCUUAGGAAUCGCUAUUGCAGCAUUAAUGGGUGUCAUAUUCCUCGGUGAUACGCUCCAUCUCGGAAGUGUGGUGGGCGCAAUUAUAAUUGCAGCGGGGUUUUAUGGUGUGAUAUGGGGACAGUCCAAGGAAGAGAAAAAUAGAGAAGAUGAUAAAGUUGAUGGUUUUGGGGCCUCCGUGGACAAAAUCCCCUUCUUGUCAAGCCAGGGAGAGGUGGUGGUAUAAUAAUACUAAUAAUGGAAAGCAAGCCAAAAUUCAGAAUGAUGCAUCUACUGACUCUUUACUCUAUCCUAUAUGUAAGCCCUUAUGACUAAUGGGAAAUCCUACAUCCCUUUUGUUACUGGUACAUUUCUCAAUUACUUAAAAUCUUUCUCUCCAUAAUUUCUACAACACAUUAGGAAGCCUCUCUGGUUUUCAAGCUACCGUGGCUAUGUUUGGUUUGAAGGAAAAGGUAGGGAAAGGAAAGGUUUGUAAAGGUUUCUCUACCUUUUCCUUCCUUUCCCUACAUUUUCCUUCAAAUCAAACAUAGCCUAGUGUACCUUCCUUAUCUGGUGCUAUUGCAUGAGGGAUGUCUUCUGUGUGGUGAUGUUUUAAAUUCCCAAAGCUCUCUUGGUUGUGCAACUUUCCAUGGCGAGAAAGAAUGGGGAGGGGGAGAGAUCGAGAUGAAGCAAUUCAAGACCUUGGUGACACGAAGAGAGCUGGGACAAGUUCUUCUGUAUGAGAGGGUCUUCAGAAUCUUCUCGUUUCGGAGCUCUCAAUCUUUAUAAUGUAUAUGUUUGGUUUCGUGGACAUUUAUUCUUGGGUAUUUAUUGUUUCAAGUGUUUAUUUUAACAAGUACUUUAAACGUUUCUUGUUUUUA
This is a messenger RNA of Nelumbo nucifera (sacred lotus), 1819 nucleotides long. Its product is annotated as WAT1-related protein At5g40240-like. The record is from RefSeq and is a predicted model, not a curated record. Gene Ontology annotation, cellular component: membrane. NCBI's taxonomy places the organism in Eukaryota, Viridiplantae, Streptophyta, Magnoliopsida, Proteales, Nelumbonaceae. Gene Ontology annotation, molecular function: transmembrane transporter activity.